AGUAGAAAGUCUUUGUUAACGUUUUCCAGACUUCCACAAUUUUGAAUUCAAUUUGCUGGUCUUUUGAUAGGUUUUGUGUGGAUCAUAUCUGAAGCCCUUACAUCAUAGUGGAUAUCCUUUUAGCAAAUAAUACAGAGUAGAAAGUCUUUGUUAACGUUUUCCAGACUUCCACAAUUUUGAAUUCAAAACACAGUAAAAAUUCAACAUUUGACAUUAUGGUGGGUGUCGGUACCAACUUUACAUUUUUCACAUCACUACAGUUUGAUUCAAAACACGGGAUUGAGUCCUGGGAAAAUGUCCAGCUUUGAAGUUGGAAUCAACGUGCCGUGCCCAAGAAUUACGUUCAUCUCUGUCCUACCUUGCUAGGCUUGCCUACUUAAUCUAGCAAUUGGAAUCAACGCUAGCUCAGUGCCCAAGAAUUGUUUUCUCAAGUUAUUGAACUGCAGAAGCUAGGGGCCUGUAAAAUUCAGAGAUGGUAAGGCGCAGUAUAUUAGUUAAAACCUGCUUCAUGUACUUAGCGUUUGCUAUGGUUUUCUUAGAGAAAAAAUGUCAAUCCGUUGAAAUAGUCAGGGGAGACACCCUUCCAUUGGGCGCUUCUCUUGCUGGCAAGGAGACCCUAAUUUCAAAGAAUGGCGCUUUCGCAUUGGGAUUUUUCAGUCCCAACGGAACAAACAACUGGUACAUCGGAAUCUGGUUUUCCCAGAUCCCCGAGAAGACGGUGGUGUGGGUGGCUAACAGGGAAACUCCUGUCCUAAGUACGCCCAGCGUCCUUAACUUUUCAAGAGACGGUCGUCUCAGACUGUUUGAUUCAAAUGGGCGAUCGAUUUGGUCAUCCAAUAACAGCUUGAGAGCGUCCCGCGCAGUGAUGAUGGAGAAUGGUAAUUUUAUCAUGUUGGGUGCUCAAAAUGGCUCGGAGAUCGUCUGGGAGAGUUUCAGAUAUCCAGGAGACACAUUGUUGCCCGGGAUGAAGAUGUGGAAAGGCAUGAAAUUGACUUCUUGGAAGAAUUCUGUAGAUCCUGCCCUUGGGCCAUUCUCUUUUGGAAUGGAUACAUCUCCCGGGAGGACGCAGUUUCUGUUGCUCUCCAGCAGCGAUCUGUACUGGUCUACAGGAGAGUGGAUUAACGGGCAGUUCAAGAAUAUGCCCUACCACUCUUUCCAGCAGAAAUUUACUGGACUGGACUGCAAAACGCUUUCCCCUACACAAAUAUACUGUUUGUUGAUUCCCUCGGGUGAGAUAAUGAGUAGGGUAGUCAUGGCAGAGAACGGCGUAAUAGGAAGAUACUUUCUGGAGGACAAUGGUGGCUGGACUCUGAUUGGCUUCACACCCAGAGAUCAAUGCAACGUGUAUAAUGUCUGUGGAGCCUACGCAGCAUGCAACGCGUAUGCAAGGUCCAAUGGGUACAGCACAAGCAAUUCGCAUGAUGCGUGUAGAUGUCUGGAUGGGUUCAGGCCCAGGGACAUUCGUGCCUGGGAUUCUCAACAAUGGUGGUCAAGCGGUUGUGUCCGGCGGAGACGAUUGCAAUGCUCUGCCUCAAAUGGUACAACUGAUGGUUUCCGGGAAGUGAAGAGCACUUAUUUGGCCGAUAAUCAAGCGGUUUCCUUCACGACAACACAAACUCUGCAAGGAUGCCGGCUUGAGUGUCUCGGAAAUUGCUCCUGCAUGGCUUUUCUUGUGACUAAUUCUACCAUACCCAUUUGCCGGAUGUGGUUUGGAGAUCUGUUAAAUGUGCGAGAGACAUCUGACGGCCAAACAGUUUUCAUUCGUGUGGCAGCUUCUGAGUUAGAAGACAGGUCCGAAUCCAAGUGGGGAAGAAGUCAUAAAUCCAUCAUGCUUCGUGUUUUUCUUCCUGUUACCGCUGGAGCUCUUGCCCUUGCUUUCGCUCUCCUGCUCGCAUGGAUUAUUCUCCGGAAGCGUCAGAAGAAGGCACCAGAGGAGGAGGAAAAUGGCGUUCCAACGUCCCUCAAGAUGUUCACUUUCACAGAGUUGCGGUUUGCAACUAAGAAUUUCAAGCAUAAGUUGGGGAGAGGAGCUUUUGGCUCUGUUUUCAAAGGAACUCUGCCAGACAACACCCAUGUCGCUGUAAAAAAGCUAGAGCGUUCAGCACAAGCAGAAAAGCAAUUCCGUGCUGAAAUAUGCACCAUUGGCAACAUUCAGCAUGUGAAUCUGGUCAUGCUCAGGGGAUUCUGUGCAGAGGGCUCUCGAAGGCUGCUGGUUUAUGAGUAUAUGCCCAAUGGGUCUCUAAACUCUUUGCUAUUUCGCAACAACGAAGGAGGAGGAAAGGUUUUGGACUGGAAGACCCGAUUCGGGAUUGCAUUGGGCACUGCUCGAGGAUUAGUUUAUCUACACCAGGAAUGCAGAGACCGUAUCAUUCACUGCGACAUUAAGCCCGAAAACAUUCUCCUGGAUGGCGAUUUGUGCCCCAAGAUCGCUGAUUUUGGGCUGGCAAAGCUCGUGGUCAGAGAUUUCAGCCGCGUUCUGACCACCACAAGAGGAACGCGUGGGUAUUUGGCUCCAGAAUGGAUCUCUGGCCUACCCAUCACUCCCAAGGCGGAUGUCUAUAGUUUUGGCAUGACACUGCUGGAGAUUAUAUCAGGACGAAGGAAUGUCGACUUGACUGUGCAGAAAUCAAGUACAUAUUACUUCCCUCCCUGGGCUGCAACUCAAGUCCACAAGGGAAAUUUGAUGGCUGUUGUUGAUGAGAGGAUAUCACAAGAGACAGAUGGAGAACAGGUGAGAAGAGCUGUUAUGACAAGUAUGUUAUGCAUUCAAGAGGAUGAGAAUGCCAGGCCAAGCAUGGCUCAAGUUGUGCAGUUGCUGGAAGGGAUAACCGAGGCUAAUGCACAACAAAUUCAAGGGUCCGUGGAAAUGCUGCGGGACCAUGAGAGAGAAGAGGAAGAUAGCGAUACUUCUGUUUGACCUUUUACUUGGUUUAUUUGUCAAGCAUAGCUUUUAGGUAGCUAGUAUUUUAUAAGUUGUGUAUUAAAAUAAUUUUAUGUAAUGAUUCUAGGGGAAUAAUUUUGUUUGAUCUUUUA
Messenger RNA from Cryptomeria japonica (Japanese cedar), 3033 nucleotides. Its product is annotated as G-type lectin S-receptor-like serine/threonine-protein kinase At2g19130. Gene Ontology annotation, biological process: protein phosphorylation; recognition of pollen. The transcript has a single exon. The record is from RefSeq and is a predicted model, not a curated record. NCBI's taxonomy places the organism in Eukaryota, Viridiplantae, Streptophyta, Pinopsida, Cupressales, Cupressaceae. Gene Ontology annotation, molecular function: ATP binding; protein serine/threonine kinase activity. Bases 473 to 2917 code for a protein of 814 amino acids.